Messenger RNA from Thunnus maccoyii (southern bluefin tuna), 2053 nucleotides. RefSeq names its product endothelin 2 (gene edn2). Gene Ontology annotation, cellular component: extracellular region. The coding region runs from base 49 to 723 and encodes 224 amino acids. Gene Ontology annotation, molecular function: hormone activity; endothelin B receptor binding. NCBI's taxonomy places the organism in Eukaryota, Metazoa, Chordata, Actinopteri, Scombriformes, Scombridae. The record is from RefSeq and is a predicted model, not a curated record. Gene Ontology annotation, biological process: vein smooth muscle contraction; regulation of systemic arterial blood pressure by endothelin; regulation of vasoconstriction. The transcript has 7 exons.
GUUGCAGCCUGAAGGACUAUUAAGGACUGUUGUUAAGCUAACAGAAGAAUGGAUCUAGACUGUGCAGCGCAGCAGCGGCGUAACGUCACCUGGGAGGCCGGAGAGAGAGGCAACCAGAGAAACAACCAGGAGACUACAAAUGGACGUUAUGGAUACUCCAUCUCCAUGAAAGAAAGAAGACGUCAGAUAACACUCCAGACACAGAGGAUGAUGAUGGCUUCCUUCACGUGCAAGAUACUGACUCUAUUCUUCAUCAUCUGCGUGACUCUGCAAGAAGGUUGUGGACUCCCCUUAUCAGACCAGACAGAGCUGCCAGCUUCACAUCCACACCACGUCAGGACCAAACGCUGCUCCUGUAACAGCUGGGAUGAUAAAGAAUGCAUCUACUUCUGCCACCUGGAUAUUAUCUGGGUUAACACGCCAAGUAAACUCCUUCCUUACGGUCUGGGAAGUCCCUUGUCUCGUCGUCGCCGUUCAACCAGCCGUUGCGAAUGUGCCAACCCAGCCGACAAAACCUGCUCCAGCUUCUGCCAUAAAAGCUCAGAGGAUCCCAGGACUGAUGUCGUGAGCCCAUUGAUAGAAUCUACAAAGACACGUAGCAACAAAUUGCUGGCAUCUCUCAGAUCUGUGGUCAACUCCAACAUGGCAAUCGCAAACAAGAUUCCCUCAUCCAAUGAGAACCCAGCUGGAGUCAACAGACUAAAGAGUCGAACAAGGAGGUAGAGGACUGAGUGACAAUGAGAAGCAGUUCAACCUCUAUGGAUUCAUCCUCCAUAGUCUGGAGACUCCUCCAGCUGCCUUCAAUGCCAGCACCUUGGUUCUGAAAAAAUUCAAGACCCUUACCAACUCAGGGGAUGCAGAGGUGGAAAGAUGGAAGGCGAAAGAAUCAGUGGAUCAAGCAUUUGAUCGACAUAAUGGCUUCGGAGACCGACAACUCCACAAAACAGAAGCCCUACGGCAGGAGCAAUGAUAGGAUGAGUAAUUUCUUGAACUCUCCUUGAACUUUUCUGAACUUAUAAACGGUGUCUGCACAUGCCAAGGAAGGAUCCCUCAAAGCCAAACACAUGGAAACUGACUUUGGAACUAGUUGGUGACUAAUCUGAUUUGGCUGUAUAUGGACAGUUUCAAUUCCACAACUCACCAUCAUUGAGGAUUACAUACUCAAGAGUCCUAUCAACUCUGGUAUUCAAUUGGGAAACAUUUGUCAAUGUUUACUUAAUGUCCAUGGGACUUUUCUGUCAUUGUUGACCUUUGGUUUGUUUGAAUAUUCCUCUGUAUCAGAGCUGUCCUACCUAAUGUUUAGGGCAAACUAGCAAAUAGCUUUUUAAUUAUCAGGCAGUACUUGCAAACGGCAGCUAGUUCACUCCUGACACACAUUGCCUCAGUGAAAUGAAGGUCAUUUCUUUGGGAUUUAUUUCACAAACAAUUAGCUGGAGUCCAUUUAUACAAGGGCCACUGUUAGUUCUUCACGCAAACAUACACACACACACACACACACGCACACACAUACACAGAGUAUACAGUACGUUCCUCCAGCAUAACAGCUACAGUAGGUCUAUUGUGCUGGCUCAAGUGUUUAUUGCAUAGCCCCUGUUUAAUGUUUUCAUUGAACAUUGGCCAGAAGGUUCCAAUGACGCGGAGCUUGCCAAAAAAAUGCAACAAUUGUUUUCUUCCCCUAACAAAUGUUCCUUAAUUCCUCUGUAAUUUGCCGCUGGGAAAUUAUGACUCUCUACUUGUGUUAUGCACUUCAAAAGCUAUUUAUCUGUGGCCUGCUUUUUCAACGUGCAUUAAAUUCAUUCACUCCAUCUGCCCUGUUUGACUGCAGUCGACAGGAACUGAUGGACACAUGGAAAUAUAAGCCUUUAUUGUAGCUCAGAAAAUACUCACCUUCAAUUAUCUCAAUGCUGUAUAUGACGGAUGGUUUACCAGCUUAGAUGUUUACUGCUGGAUGCUGAAUGAGAGCAAUUGUUGUAAAUAGAAUAAUUUAUUUAUUCUCUAACUUAUUCAGGGAUGUAUUUAUAUUUGUAUGAAUGAUGCACUGAGUAAUGUAUAA